Molecule: messenger RNA, 1601 nt
Organism: Scatophagus argus
Lineage: Eukaryota; Metazoa; Chordata; Actinopteri; Scatophagidae
Product: odorant receptor 131-2-like
Exons: 1
Coding region: 505-1482 (325 amino acids)
Biological process (GO): G protein-coupled receptor signaling pathway
Cellular component (GO): membrane
Molecular function (GO): G protein-coupled receptor activity
Source: RefSeq, a predicted model, not a curated record
UGCUGUCACACAGGUAUAGAAACCCAUAUAGGGUACGGUUCUGAGGGGUGAGUUACUAGUUUUUGCUGUUUUGAUUCUCCAAAUGAUUGCUGUAUGUUACAUAAUGUGUUUAAAGUGAAGCAUCUUUAUCUGUAGGAAUCAAGUUUACUCACUAAGUUCACAAUGUGUCAGACAUCAGGCUGGCAUCAGCCCUGGUGUUGGAAAACAAUGGAAUAACAAUGACGAUAAUUACUGUGUUGUUACCAUGCUGACCGUGGAGUCACGUGAACAUGAAGCUACUGAUGCACAAUAAAUUUAGGACAGACAGCAGUUCUGCUCACAGGGACAACAACCUGCCUCAGGCAGAGUGUGGGUGGAUCGUUUUAGGCUUCAGACGUGAUCCAACAGGCAGCUCGAGAUGUUUUUUGUUUCUUUGUUCUCAGAAUACUUACUGGAGGACAUUUUGGGGAAUUUUGUGUUUCACUAACAGGUUAAGAUUUCUCAUGUCUUAAAAGCUUCUCUGAGAUGUCAAAUGCAACUAAGUCUCUGACCAACACGACUGUUGGACGAGGCUUACUGGAGAGAGUGAUGUUCUCCACUCUGACCACAGCCUCCUGCUGCGUCUUCCUCUUCAUUAAUCUGACCAUGUUAUUCACCCUGAGGAGUAAACCGGUGUUUCGUGAGACGUCUCGUUACGUCCUCCUGUUUAACCUCCUUUUUGCAGAUACUACGCAGAUGGCACUGAGUCAGUUACUGUACAUACUGUCUGUCUGUAAAAUAACACUGACAUAUCCUGUCUGUGGACUUCUAGUCAUGCUGGCCAAUCUCACAAGUGAAAUCUCCCCUCUCACGCUGGUGUUGAUGUCUCUGGAGAGGUAUGUGGCUGUGUGCUACCCACUGAGGCACGCCACCAUCGUCACCAUCAGAAACACGGGGCUGGCUGUCCUCCUGGUCUGGGCUUUCAGUUCACUCAAUAUCCUCAUUCGAGUUGUGUUACUGUUAGACUUUCCAUUUUCAGAGCUGGAGAGCCUGCAGAUGAAAGAUUUUUGUAAUACACUUGUCAUGUUUCUUGGGACAGUAUCUGAUUUUUAUGACAAAGCCUACACCGGCUUCCUGUUUGUGUCGGCUGGUGUGGCAGUCACGUCCUCCUAUAUCGGCGUGAUGGUAGCAGCCAGGUCAGCCUCCACAGACAAAGCUUCAGCCCAGAAGGCUCGUAACACACUGCUGCUGCAUGUGGUGCAGCUGGGCCUCAGUCUCUCCUCCACCAUACACAACCCGAUGCUCAUCGCUGUCUCACGUGCUGUGACCAGAUUAGUACUUGUGCGUAUACAGAAUGUUUUGUAUGUGUGUUUUAUCCUUCUCCCCAGAUGUCUGAGUGCUCUCAUCUAUGGUCUCAGAGACCAGACUAUCAGAACCGUCCAGGUCUACUAUUUAUGCUGUGGGUUGACGCUGUUGUCCCAGCUGAGGUCUCAGAUUCAUGGAACAAAUUCGUCCGUUAGUUAAUGUCCUGACUCAGAACAGAUGGCAUGCAGAUUUAGUUGUUUUGAUGUAUUUUUUUAAAUCCACAUUCUUACAGCGACUGAAGCUGGAAAAGAUUUGUUCCAGUUGUGUGGUGUGGUUGU